AUGGAUUUUCAAACUCCCUGGAAUCUUGUCGACGAAAACUUGGACAUCGAAGACCUCGAAGAAUUCGAUGUACCAACUCACGGCAAUCAGCGACAGAAACAAAAGAGAAAUGGAAGAAAAACUGCGAGGAAGGUCCAGAAACGCUCCAGAAAAUCCGGUCAGCAAGAAGUUGCUUCCAAGAAGACGAAGAAGGCAGAACCUGUAAGGCAACCGGAGGAGAAAUAUGAAGAAGAACAAGAUCAAGAAGAACAUAAACCGGAAGCGCAAAAUCCAGUAAAGCAACUUCAAGAAGAGCAAGAUCAAGAAGAGCAGGAUCAAGCCGAUGUCCCUGGACAAGUAGCUCUUCCAGACGGAGUUUUUCUCUACAAGGUUCAGAGUCUCUAUCGACACGGCGUGGAUCUUCACGUUCGGUCUGACGAACCGAACGUGAUGGAAGUUAUCGAAAAAAUUUUCACAGAAUUCUAUAAGAACGUUCUUCCACGCCUUCCCCUCCAGCAACCCGAUUGGAAAGCUAUGGACACAACUGACUUGAUGGAAUUUUUAGAAAGCUUCAAUUUCGCGGCAGAGAAGUUCAAAAAAGAGAAACCACGUUCUCUCUUAACUGCCGCAAGAUGGAGGAAAGUCCAUCUUCAAAGUGAUUCGUUCAAAGAAGGCCAUCUCAUCACUGAAUUGGCAAGGAAGUUAUCUGUUGUUGAUGAAAGAGUGCUGAAGAGACACUAUAAAAGCUUCUCGGAAGAAACUUAUGGAGCAACGAAGACAGAGCAAAUGAAGCAUAUGUUGGAUCAAUUGAAGGUCAAAAAUGACGAUGUCAUUUUUGACCUUGGCUCUGGCAUUGGCCAACUCGUGACGUUUACCGCGAGCUACGCCAAUGUUGCCAUGGUGUACGGAAUCGAGAAGUGCGAUGCCCCUGCCGACAUCGCCGCUCGGAUUUCGGAGAAUUUCAAGAGGCUAAUGAAAUUCUUUGGAAAGAUUCCGAGCCCCUUUGAGUUGAUCAAAGGGGACUUCACCAAACCGGCCAACAAAGAAUCGAUCGUAAAGAAGGCCACAAUUAUUUUCGUGAAUAAUUGGCUUUUCGGUAAUGAAUUAAUGCGAGACCUGCGAGAAAUCCUCCACCUCUGUGCCCCCGGAACUCGCGUCGUGGUCACAAAGCUUAUCGAUCAAACCAGAUUCAACAAGAAAACUUAUGUUGGACAUUUCAACAGCUUCUCCCACACAGCUCCGCUGGACAGCAUUGACUGUCCCGUGGAAUGGACAGAUAAGAAGUUUGACUUCUGGGUAUCGAGGAUGGAUAACGAGAAGGUCUACAAUCUAGCUGAACAUUUUAGAGCAGAGGAGGAGGAACAGGAAGCGAAGAGAGAGACAAAAAGAUUGGCGAAAGCACAGAAGGCCGAGCUGAACUCCCAUAAGUUUUCUUAG
This is a messenger RNA of Caenorhabditis briggsae, 1416 nucleotides long. The record is from RefSeq and is a predicted model, not a curated record. The coding region runs from base 1 to 1416 and encodes 471 amino acids. Gene Ontology annotation, cellular component: nucleus. Gene Ontology annotation, molecular function: histone H3K79 methyltransferase activity. The transcript is spliced from 7 exons. Lineage: Eukaryota; Metazoa; Nematoda; Chromadorea; Rhabditida; Rhabditidae. Gene Ontology annotation, biological process: regulation of transcription regulatory region DNA binding; DNA repair; DNA damage checkpoint signaling.